GCGCGAAGUCCCCUACUGCUCUUCCUACUCUUCCUUCUACUAUUAUGAGAAAGCCAGAGCCAAGAAUGGCGUCAGGCCAGCUGCUGCUGUUACUGGACGAUCAGUUCCCCGAGAUCACCCCAGUCCUGGAACGACUGUAUGACUUAGCUCGGGUCUCACAGAGACUGGGAUGGUUUCUCCGCGAUGCGACGGACGUGCUUCAGCUGCAUAUCACCGAGCUGGGGCCCGUGGAGCGCCAGGCAAUGGGCUACACCGAACGUCAUCAGGUGGAGUUUGACAGCUUGCUGGAUCUAGCGCUGAAGUGCGAUCGAAGCCAGUUGGGUCACACCGUCCUGGAUAGUGUGCUCCGUCACAUAUGCUGCCUCGGGCAAACAUUGCAGUACAUUGAGAGCCGCGAUUCGGGCAGGAUCACCAACGAAGGUGCCAAUCUGUAUAUGGCCGCGCUGGGCAAUAGCUCGUUGUGUGCCGCUGUCUUGGCCGCCGCGGGGACCAUGAGACAGCGUCAUGAGAUCGCUUUGGAGACGAUAUCUAUCGCCCUGCGUCUGGCUCUCGCACUGCGACAACGAGCGGCCCGGAUCGAUGCAGAGCCCGGUGACUGGGCCCAGACAGUCAUUGGGCGAGACACGGAUGAGCUGAGGCAGCUUAUACAGAAGAAUCAGAUCGAGGGCACCCCAGUUACUCGACAGAUCUUCAUUGCCGAGGAGUCCCCGGACUGGACGACGAUUUGCGGUCCCCCGUCUGACCUGGCGCGCUUCUGCGAGAGGUUCGCCGACUCGCUCGAGUUAUCGGACUCGGGUAUUUCCAUGCAUAGUGCGCAGCACGCGCCUCACCUACCGCAGGUUGACCUGGAUGCGAUUGUAGGAGACUCAAAGAUCUUAGAAGAAACAUUGCCAUCGCCCGGAGUGUAUAUUCUACCCUCCUCCUCGUGCUCGACCUCCGAGGACGCCGCUCCUACUCUGCGCACAUUGCUCCUACAUAGUUGCCAUGCUAUCUGUCAUGAGCCCUCCAGGCUGGGGGUUAUGGUGGCACCAAUCAUCCAGGGUCUUGCGGAUGAGCGACGCAUACAGACCGUCACGAUCGGUCCGAGUGGCCGAUCUGUGGCCAUCCAACGCAUUCUCCAGCUCCGUGGAAUCCAGACAACCGACAUCGAUGCUGAGCCCAGAGUGGAGCGUCCGAGUCAAGUCAGGCUUCGGGGAGAUUCGGAUUCCAUUGCGAUUGUCGGUAUGGCUGGGCGAUUCCCUGGAAGCGAUGAUGUCUCGCAGUUCUGGGAUUCCCUACUUGCAGGCAAACAGUUUCAUGAAAAGGCAAGCGACAAACUCUCUCCGAUGGACCAUUUCGCGACGCUAUUCAAUAUCUCUCCGCGGGAGGCGAUGCAGAUGGACCCGAACCAACGCGUCCUGCUCAUGAUCGCCUACGAAGCCUUGCAACGAGCCGGAUACAGUGCGGAGGAUGCGCUUUCCGCACGAAGCAGUCGCAUUGCCACGUUCAUCGGCCAGACCACGGACGACUGGCGCGAGGUAACCGCUGGUCACGGAAUCGAUAUCUACUACGUCCCCGGGCAUCUGAGAACCUUUGCGCCGGGCCGGCUGAAUUACCACUUCAAAUGGGAAGGGCCGUCGUUUGGCUUCGACUCGGCCUGUGCCUCGAGUUCCUCGGCGAUCUCCCUGGCAUGCGAGGCUCUCCUGGGCCGCAAAUGCGAUACCGCGCUCGCCGGCGGCGUGAAUAGCCUGGCCGCCCCGGCCAUGUUUGCCGGCCUGACCAAGGGCGGAUUCCUGUCACCCACCGGGCCUUGCAAGCCCUUUCAUGCCGGGGCCGAUGGCUAUUGCCGCGCCGAGGGGGCCGGGCUCCUGGUGCUGAAGCGGCUCGAAGACGCCAUCAGUACCAACGAUAAUAUCCUGGCCGUGAUUCGGGGCCAAGGCAGAAAUCACUCGGCUUACGCAUCGUCAAUCACGCACCCGGAUCCAGGCGCGCAGGAACGACUGUUUCGCCGCACCAUGCAGAUGGCGCACAUCCAUCCGGAAAGCAUUGGCUAUGUCGAACUGCAUGGAACCGGUACCCAAGCCGGCGAUGCUGCAGAAGUGUCCGCGGUGGGGAACAUCUUCAGUAAAAUCAAGGCCGCUCAUAAGCCCCUUGUGGUUGGAGCAGUCAAGGCCAACGUGGGCCAUGCUGAAGCAGCAGCGGGAGUCAUAUCGAUUAUCAAAUCCAUAAUGAUCCUGAGAACCGGGAUAAUACCGCCGCAGCCUGGCAUGCCCUUUAAAAUCAAUCCUUCCCUGUCUUUCCUCCAAGAACCCACCAUUCAAGCAGCGGAUGGGAAGUUCCACCUGCAGGAAUUGACGGAGCAGGGCCAGGCUCAAAGAGUCAUGGUGAACAACUUCGAUGCAGCAGGCGGAAAUGCUUGUUUCAUUCUGGAAGAGCCGCCAACAAAAGCAGACCCUGGCACCGAUCCCCGAAGUCACCAUAUCACAUCCAUCUCGGGGCGCACAGAAUUCUCUCUACUCAAAAACAGGGAAAACCUGCUGCGCCAUUUGGAAGCUUCGCCAGAUCUCCGAAUGGAGGAUCUGUCGUACACAACAACUGCUCGGGCCAUGCACGAAGCCUUCAGAUUCUCAUAUGUGACAGGGUCCACUCAGGACCUUGCUCAGCGCUUACGCCGCGAUAUCCAGGCCCACUGCAGCUACGAGGAUAACGACCGCCCGCGAUCGGGGCAGAUGAGGCCAACGGUGGCAUUUGUGUUCACGGGAAUGAGCUGCCAAUACCCCGGGAUGGGUGCGCAACUCUUCAAGACCAGUCCCAGAUUCCGGAAGAGCAUCCUUGCCCUUCAAGCGGUCGGUCGCCAGCUAGGUCUUCCUUCAUUCAUCGAGGCGAUAUCCGACACGACAUUCGACUGCGACUCAUGCGAGACGACCAGGAUUCAGCUGGCGAUUGUCGCUCUGGAGCUCGCUCUGGCUGACCUCUGGAAAUCCUGGGGCAUUGAGCCUUCGUUUGUCAUCGGUCAUAGUCUGGGGGAGUAUGCUGCCCUUUGCACUGCAGGCGUGCUCUCGGUCACGGAUACUUUGAGCCUAGUCGGAAUGAGAGGAGCCUUGAUGCAACAGAGGUUAUCUCCUGGGGCUUACGCAAUGCUUGCUGUUGCCAACACCCGGACUGAUACCGCCCAAACGCUGGAGCAAUUGCAGCUCGAAGGGUCCAAUGUAUGCUGCGUCAAUGCACCCCUUUCCACGGUGGUGAGUGGGCCCCAAGGUGAAAUCCAAGCUCUGAAGCAACACUUCUCGUCGCAAGGUAUCCGGACCUGUCAGCUGAAGGUCCAACACGGGUUCCAUUCGGCUCAGUUUGAUCCUAUCCUCGCCGAGUUUGUGAGGCGCGCCAGCUGCGUGCGCUUUUCUGCGCCAAAAAUCCCCGUGGCGUCCACUCUGCUGGGUACGACGGUGAGUGGGACGAGGCCCGAGCCAGCGGUGUUCAAUGCCCAAUAUCUCGCGCGGCAGACGAGAGAACCGGUUCAGUUCCUCCAGGCUGUGAAUUCCUGCUUGGAGGCGAGAAUAGCCGACCGUCGCACUGUAUGGCUGGAGACGGGGCCUGACCAGGUCUGUAUCAAUUUCAUCAACGACAUCCUGGGAUCGCAGACCCUGACCGUGCCGACUCUACGCCGACGUGACGACAAUUGGAAAACCGUUACCUCCGCCGUCUCGACACUGUACCAGAACCAUGCGCCCAUCCAGUGGAGGGAAUACCACAAGGACUACGUCCAGUGCCUCCGCGUGAUCCAUCUCCCCACCUACGCAUUCGACGUGGAGAGUUACUGGAGGACUUAUCGAGCUAAUCUGGGGGUUGUUGGUGCGGCGGCUCCAGUAGCGGUGCAGAGGAGCAAGCUAUCCUCGAGCCUCCAUCACGUCUCGCAGGAAUCCGUAACUCCAGACGGCGCAGUCGUGGAAUUCGUUUCCCACCUCGACGAUCCGGAGCUUAGCGCUGCAGUGCGCGGUCAUAUUCUCGAGAACGCGAGUCUGUGCCCGAGUAGCGUCUUCUGCAAUAUGGCCUUGACAGCGGCAAGCUACGUGCAAGGCAAAUUGACCCCUCGUAGCACAGACAACGAGUCUGCACCUCCUGCCAUGGAGCUGUGCGAUCUCACCAUGGAACAUCCCAUCAUUCUCCCCGAAGAUGCCAGUACGAAGACUGUAAUCCGGACCGUCGCCCGGGUGAGCCUUUCGGGCGUCGACAAGGGCAUGGUCGACGUGACGUUUAGCUGCCACUGUGGGCAGGACACCCCCAACGGCGGCGCGGACCACGAGACCGGCCACGCCCGAGUUCAUCUGAUUGAUGGGGAGCAAGACGUGGGAAAGUCUGGUCUUGCGAUGCAGUCCUUCUUUGUGGAGGCGCGGGCAGCGACGAUCCAGCACCACACCGGUAGUAUCCAUCUCCUGAAACCGGUGGUCUACAAGCUCUUCUCGGACCUAGUCCGAUAUUCCACCGCCUACCAAGCAAUCGACGAGCUCCGGUGGGACGAAGCAGCUGGAGAGGCAGUCGCUACAGUCACGUUCUCAGACCCUGAGGGAGCCGACAAGCUACGUCGAGACGGUGGGUACUCGCCCUAUUGGCUCGACUCGAUGAUCCACCUGGCCGGGUUCAUCCUCAACACGGACCUGAAGUUGGUCGGGAACCCGAAGACCGUGUACAUGUGCAAUGGCAUUGGCACGCUGCGGAUUAUGGAGAGUCUCGAGGCAAACAGGACGUAUCGAAGCUACGUGCGACGAAAUCCCGACGAUCCGAAGGGGACCUCGCUUAGUGACGUGUACCUCUUCCACGAGCAGAAGCUCGUCGCGGUAUGCUUGGGCCUUCGAUUCCAGCGGCUUCCGAGGACGGUCUUGCAGCAUCUGCUUCGCAAUUCUGAGCAAGAAUUGCAGGUCGGACGGACUCUUAGUAGUACUACUAGUACUACUACGACCGCUGUAACUACCCCUAUCUCAGAAGAGAACAAGGCAAUUUCAAGCCCACUCGCUUCGACAAACUGCGACAAGCAGCCGUCGAAGACAGACCCAGGGGUAUUGCUCGAUCACAUUGCUCGUCUGGUCAGCGAAGAGACGGGAGUCACUCGUGAUAACAUCGGACCGCAGACUGAAUUCGCGGCGAUUGGGGUAGAUUCCAUCCUCGGCAUAUCCAUCGUCGAGCGCUUCAAUGAGAUAACGAAACUCAACCUGGGGGCCUCCUUCCUGGCCGAGGCAGGAAACCUGGCGGGUGUCGAGAUCAUGUUCCGGAAAGGCAAUGAGACUGAUCUCGUGGAGGAGCACGCUGCAACGACCGGACCAGGUAUUGACGUUCGCAAACCGUCUGUCGGACUCGACAGUAAGAAGGAGGAGGAGGAGGAGGAGGAGGAGAAGGAGACGGAGCCCAGGUGCAAAGCCAUUCUUCUGCAGGGCGACCCCCAGAAGCAUCGAGAAGCCCUGUUUCUCAUCCCCUGCGGCCGAGGCGCGGUGGCUGCCUUCUACAAUCUUGCGCGCUUACCGGCGGGAGUUUCUGUCUACGGCUUCAAUUCUCCCUUUCUUACUUGCCCGCAGAAGUACUGCGCCAGCGUUCCCGAGCUGGCGGCCAUGUAUAUCACGGCCAUCCGAGCGAUCCAGCCCCACGGCCCCUAUAUGAUCGCCGGCUAUUCCGCCGGGGGACUGCAUGCCUACGAAAUUGCCUACCAGCUCAUCUCGCAAGGCGAGACCGUCCGCCGUCUCGUCAUUCUCGACAUGCAUGUCCCCGCGCCGCUGCCGAACGGACAGACGGAAUUCACCCCGGACCAGAUGCGCGCCCUCGUGCUCGCCAUGUCCCUCGUCGACAAGUCCUCGACCGAGUACACCUCGGGCCUCUUCCACCGGGGCACGGAGCACAACGCCAAAGUGAUGCAGGUCAUCUCCUCGUACCGCCCUAAGCCCAUGCCCGCCGACCGUCGUCCGCAGGAAUCGCUCCUGGUCUGGGCCACGGGGGCCGUUUGCGACCAGAUCUCAACCCCGGACGAGCGGCAGCGCGCGGCCGAUUUCGGUCUGUGCGCCGUGGUGGAGGGGACAAAUGUCAUGCGGGAUCCCUAUCGCCGCUGGGGGUGGUUCUUCUCCAAACGCUAUGACUUUGGGCCGAACCGGUGGGAUGAGCUGCUAGGACCGGAUGUGAAAUGCCAUACUGUGGAUGCCAAUCAUAACAACUUGCUGGCAUCUCCAGCGUUGGUAGUUAGCACCGCAACUAUCGCCAUCAUGAGUGAGGCUCUCUGUGGACCCUCGAACGCGCUUCAAAACUUCCAGAAACAUGCUUCGGUCGAUCGCACCCUGCAGCAGGAUAGGUUGACAUCCCGACAGUCGCCGUCUCAGGGGUUCCGGAAUCAGAAUGCCGCUACCGGAGUCCUCGACCCCGAAUUCGCCGCCUUCGAGGCCAACCUCGCGCCUGCACCGCUGCGCGAUAUCCAACACCCAGCUCACUUUGCCGCCCCCGCACCACAACAUUCCCUCUCCGGUCCUACACAAUCGUUGAACUGGGCCACCGACUUCCAACGACUGAACAUCGCGGGUCCGUCGCCCUUACACCACCAACAACAGAAUGUAUCGCACACGCCGCUCUCCUCCGUCUCCCAACCGAGCUGGCACAAUGAGUUCCUCCAGCACCAGCACCAACCCCACCCUCAAUACCAGCAACCCACCAUGCAACAGCAGCAGCAUCACCCACUCGCCCACGCCCAAGGCUUCCAGCCCUCCUUCACCCCGAUGUACCAGAUGCCCUCCUACACCACCACCCACCAAACCACAACCGCUCCCCAAGAAUCAACAGCCGUCGCAGCAGAAGCGACCUUUGACGAAUCCGCCUUCGAGGCCGCCUUCGCGCAGGCCAGCGCCGCCAUAGCAUCCCAGGACACUCAAACCACCACCACCACCACUACCCCACCCAUUGUCGAGCAAGAAAGUACCCACCCCCAAGAUACCCUAGAAGAGCCCACGGCGCACGAGCACAUCCGAAUCGGCUCCGACACCAUCCCGCCCGCCGAGAAGAGCGACGACCCGCAGACCCAAGCGCACGACGCCGACGCGCUCGCGCGGACGGCCGGCCAGCUCGUCGACAGCCUCAAGCACGACACCAGCCAGAAGUUCCGGGAGAGUAACUUCCUCGCGCUCAUGCGGCGCAUCCGGGAUCGUGAGGUGCAUAUCAAGGAUGAUGAAUUUCAAGAAGUCAGUAGUACCAGUCCAUGAACUUUUUCUCUUCUUCUCUGUAGUCAUCAUGAUAGGGGGUUUCUCUUUGGGGUUUUGUGGGGGGACGCAGAACGAAGGGAAGAAUCGGUUGGC
Aspergillus saccharolyticus JOP 1030-1 is the source of this 7295-nucleotide messenger RNA. Its product is annotated as type I polyketide synthase. The record is from RefSeq and is a predicted model, not a curated record. NCBI's taxonomy places the organism in Eukaryota, Fungi, Ascomycota, Eurotiomycetes, Eurotiales, Aspergillaceae. The coding region runs from base 45 to 7202 and encodes 2385 amino acids. Gene Ontology annotation, biological process: secondary metabolite biosynthetic process; fatty acid biosynthetic process. The transcript is spliced from 8 exons. Gene Ontology annotation, molecular function: fatty acid synthase activity; 3-oxoacyl-[acyl-carrier-protein] synthase activity.